UCCACAGGCCAGCCGCGGCUAGUUAGCAGUAAAUAUAAACACUGAAACAUCUCUGGGGUGUUCGGACUGUUUCAGCAGUUUAUCCUCAGCUUUUUGCAGACUCUCUUGGAGAACAUUUACAAGAUGUUGUAGUUCAGAUAAAUGUCGUACUGCUUCGCCAUGAUUGUGUCGAUUUUGGGGAAUCAGAGGCCUUGAAGUUGCCCUGCUAACCGAUGACCAUGAUUCAGCUGGAGAAACCAGUGCUGCCUGGUACCAUGCCGGUGGUAUGGCCCACCAUCCUCGACCUGGGCAGGGAUGAGUGCAAAAGAAUUCUCCGGAAAUUGGAGCUGGAGGCGUAUGCUGGGGUUAUCAGCGCCCUGCGUGCACAGGGAGACCUCACAAAGGACAAGAAGGAUCUGCUGGGAGAGCUCACUAAAAUCCUUGGUAUUUCAACUGAGCGUCAUCGUGCAGAAGUCCGCAGAGCCGUCAACGAUGAACGCCUAACCACGAUUGCAUAUCACAUGUCAGGUCCUAACAGCUCAUCUGAGUGGUCCAUUGAAGGACGCCGCCUGGUUCCCUUGAUGCCAAGGCUGGUCCCUCAGACAGUUUUUACUGUGACUGCUAAUGCUGUAGCCAGUGCCACAGCCAAUCAGAAUGCUUCUCUUCCUCUGCCUGCUGAGACUGGAAACAAAGAAGUUGUCGUCUGUUACUCCUACACAAGCACCACCUGCACCUCCACCAGCGCCACAGCGGCCAGCGGCCCUAUUGGAGCAACUGUGAAAUCACCACGACCACCAAGUCCUUCAUCUAAUGUGGUGGUGCUGCCUAGUGGGAGCACCGUCUAUGUGAAAAGUGUGAGCUGUUCUGAUGAAGAUGAGAAGCCUCGCAAGAGAAGGCGGACCAACUCGUCCAGCUCGUCACCGGUGAUGCUUAAGGAGGUCACUAAAGUGACUCCGCAGGUAUCCAAGAACAUCACUGUACCUGUGAGCGGCAGCCCCAAGAUGAGCAACAUCAUGCAGAGCAUUGCAAACUCACUGCCGCCACACCUUUCACCGGUUAAGAUCACCUUCACCAAGCCCACCAUCCAGACCACCAACACCACCACUCAGAAGGUGAUCAUCGUGACAACGUCUCCUAGUUCAAACUUUGUCCCAAACAUCCUGUCCAAGUCUCACAACAACGCCGCUUUGUCAAAGCUGGGGUCCUCCUCCAUACUCACCACGCCCACACAGAAACAGACUGUGGUGUUCCCUGCCGGCUCCAGCCCAUCAAACACUGUCGCAGUGACCACCGUAGUCUCCUCCACUCCCUCGGUGGUCAUGUCGACUGUGUCAACAUGUGCUGCUUCAGCUGGGGUGAAGGUUGCUACAGCCAGACUUCCUUCUCCUAAAACCCUGGUGGGCUCACCGGCUCAGAUCCUGGCUCAGUUCCCCAAGCAGCAGUCACCCAAACAGCUGCAGCAGGGCUCACCUUUGGGUGCAGCAAGUGUCAGUGCGACACAGACAACAAGCACUUCACCUGGAUCUAAGCCCACAAUCCAGAUCAAACAGGAGUCUGGAGUGAAGAUUAUCACUCAGCAGGUCCAGCCGAGUAAAAUCCUGCCCAAGCCAUCAUCAGUGGCUCUCUCCAGCGGCAGCUCGUCUCCCAUUAUGGUCGUCAGUAGCAACGGAGCCAUCAUGACAACAAAGCUGGUCACUCAACCCACAGCCACCCAGGCCACCUACACCAGACCCACCGUCAGCCCGGGCAUCGGCGCCAGAAUCUCAGCCUCCAGCGGUGGGACCACCUACGUGAAGACUACGAGUGGCAACAUCAUCACAGUGGUGCCAAAAUCUCUGGCCACUCUGGGCGGGAAGAUUAUCAGCAGUAACAUCGUCUCUGGAACAACCACUAAAAUCACCACCAUCCCCAUGACCUCCAAACCAAAUGUCAUUGUGGUUCAGAAAACCACAGGGAAAGGAGCGACCAUCCAGGGAUUGCCGGGCAAGAACGUGGUCACCACACUCUUAAAUGCUGGGGGUGAGAAAGGCCUGCAGGCUGUUCAGGGGACCAAACCAGCAAUCAUCACCACCUCCAGACCGAUCACUAAGAUGAUCGUCACCCAGCCCAAAGGCAUGAGCUCUGGAUCCCAAACCACUGCCACCAAGAUCAUCCCGACCAAGAUCGUCUACGGCCAGCAGGGAAAGACUCAGGUUCUCAUCAAGCCUAAGCCGGUCUUCCAGACAGCGUUAGUCGAACAGACCAGACAGCUAGUCACAGAGACUCUGCAGCAGGUGACCCGCUCAGUUGACAUCGGACAGGGUCAGACGCCGGGACAGGAUGGGUCAACAAAGGAUGACGCUGGCAGCUCCACCAGCGAGACCUCCCACAGCAGCACACAAGAGCCUCAGCCUGUAGUGCAUGUGGUCUCCUCCAGAGAGCAGGAUUGGACUGAACAGGAAGUAUCCGUGGAGUCCAGCCCCACCAUUAUCUACCAGGAGGUGUCUGCCGGGGAAUCCCAGUCGGCAACAUCAACAAUCAAAGCCCUGCUGGAGCUGCAGCAGACAACAGUGAAGGAGAAAGGUGAGUCCAAACCCAGACAGCACACCAUCGACCUGAGUCAGAUGGCCGUCCCCAUCCAGCUCGCCCAGGAAAAGAAGCCGAGCCCCGAGUCCCCAAGACCCUCCACCUCUGAGGCAGAACCCAGCACUGACUAUGUCCCACCAGGUAAAGUGAGCAGGCUGGCUGUAUCCACAGACGACGAUGACCUGGUCAUGUCCUCCACUCAACAGCUGGUGAAGCCUUUUAAGAGCAGCGUCAGCCAGGUUACCGUAGUAACCAAACCAGCUGGUGUGUCCACUGCAGCAGCAGCAGCUCCACACGUCAGCCAAAUGCCCUCUGACAGUCAGAGUAAAUCAGAGGCUGUGCUGGAGGUGGCAGAGAUGGAGGGCGACACUUUGGACCCACAGACAGGUUUGUUUUACCGCUCCAACCAAUCAGCCACUGAGCCUACCAAGCAGACCCCUCACUCUGCAGCCACGCAGCCUCCUCCUGUGAGCCAAACCCAGCCCGAGCAGAGCCGGCACAGCUCAGCUUCCACCCAGCCUCCACCUCCACCCCCUCCUCAGCUGCAGAGUAAACCUCAGAUCAGCCAGCCUUCCUCAUCCUCCUCCACCUUCCCCUCCACUCCUCCUCCCAUCAAGAAGCUCCCAAAGCUGCAUGUGCAGACUCAGCCCAAACCCCAGGCCUUAACGCAGAGCCCCAAGGACAGACCUGCGGUCGCUCCAGCCUCAGUGGGGGCCAAGGUCACAAGCCCGGGAACACAAGCCAAGCCCCUGGUGACACCUCAGCUCCCUAAGCUCCAGCAAGCACCCACGUCGCAUCACAGACCUCUGCACACACCCAUGUCUCACCCUCCUCCACUGCAGGCGCACCACCCAGUCAGCACGGAGAAGACCUCAUCCAGUCAGCAGCCAAUCAUCACACAGAGUGCCACUGUCACAAAGAUCACCUUCGGCAGCUCCCAUCAUUCAUCUCCAGUCUUCAGCAGCGGAGAGGCCGCAGCCAAGCUAAUCCCAGAGUCCAGCUCAGGGCCCUCUGGGGAGAAAUCCUCAGUGUCAGACAUCCUGAAGAUCUCCAUGAUGGAGGCAGAGAUCGACCCCAGCACAGAGCCUAUGGUGGUGGAUUCCUCCAGUGACUGCGGUCCCCUGGGGAAAGCUCUGGAGGUCCAGGCUGUGUCUGGGACGCUGGACUCGGGCCAGUUCAUCAGCAGCUCGGGGACCUCCAUGCAUCAUUCCCACACAAAACCGCAGCAGUUCAGCUGCAUGCCGACCCUCGCUGCACAGAGGAGCAAAGAGGACCUGGAGGUCAUUGAGGUGAUUCCUCAGUACUCUAUCCUGCCGGACUCCAGCCAGUCCAACGUGGUGGUGGAGCCCAGCGGCUUCCUGGAGAUCACAAACUACACCAGCCAGCAGCUGGAGGAGGACAGUCCCAUGGAGCAGGAGGUGGACAGCAGCAAUGACGAGGCCGCGGCCGCCAGCCCCCCUGACCAACCAUAAACACAUUUCACACUGAAGGCAGAUUGGACUUUAAACAAGCCGAUCUGUGACGUGUUUGGACCCAGAGGACAAAGACUUUCUGUUUUUUACAGAAGUGCAAGAGUGUUUUUUGUUUUUUGUGUAAAUAUUAGUUUGUUCGUUAUAAGCCUGUGUUCCUCCUCAGGACUAAUGGCACAUGUGUUUUUUAUUACCAGUGAGCAUUUAAAACGUGGGAGCGCAGGGAAAGGAUUCAGGCAGCCUCCGACAUUUGGAAAGCAGCCACUCCAAACAAACAGGAUUUAAUUAUUCCACUAUAUUAAUGUUGUUACUUGUAGGACUUUGCAAGGAAGUCACACAUCCAUGAAAUUGAUUAUGUAGGAUUUUUGGCUCCUCUUUUAGAAACAUACAUCUGGAUUUAAACCCUUAAGACAUUUAUUUUUAAUUGUCCAGAGUUUUAAAUACCUGUUUCCUAUUAGCGGCUUUGGUCUGUAAGAUUUUUGUACAGUGACUCUUCUGCUGACUGUUGUCUUCUUUUGAUGACCUGCAGCUUUAAACAAUAGCUGACCAGUAUUUUUCCUUUGACUGAGGUAAAACUUUGCAGCAGUAAAAUCUCUUAAAACACUUAUGGGAUUUCAUCUUUCAGAAGAGAGAAGAAAGCUGUUUCAGAGUGGAUUGCUGUGUGAUACAUAAAGCAGAAACUGAAUCAAGUCCUGGAGGACGGAUGGAGUCCAACUCAAAGACUGUAUUACUGCUUAUUGUAACUGGUGUAAUGUAAAAGAAGAUGUACCUUUUUGUAAGAUAUAUUCUGGAGUUCAUAAAGUUGCAGUGAGACUUUCUCCAAGUAUGGCUUUGCUUGUUGCAUAGUGUGUUUGAAACUAUGCAUUUCUUUUAUACCUUUUCAAACUAGAUGACUAGUUAAACUUGUUUAAUCUGCACAAUAAAUCAGCUGAGUAGAACUGA
Cheilinus undulatus (humphead wrasse) is the source of this 4955-nucleotide messenger RNA. It is a transcript of the gene emsy, whose product is annotated as EMSY transcriptional repressor, BRCA2 interacting. Gene Ontology annotation, cellular component: nucleoplasm. Bases 213 to 4016 code for a protein of 1267 amino acids. The transcript is spliced from 20 exons. The record is from RefSeq and is a predicted model, not a curated record. Gene Ontology annotation, biological process: regulation of DNA-templated transcription. Lineage: Eukaryota; Metazoa; Chordata; Actinopteri; Labriformes; Labridae.